AUGGCCUGGAAUUUUAAUGGAAAAAUACAGCUGGGGGCACUGCUUCUCUCUCUCCUUGGAUGGAUCUGCUCUUGUGUCACCACAGCUGUUCCUCUGUGGAAGAAUCUCAACUUGGAGCUGAAUGAAAUGGAGAACUGGAGCAUGGGGCUCUGGGAGGUCUGUGUGAUCCAGGAGGAAGGGGCUAUAGUAUGCAAGACUUUUGAAUCCUUCUUGGCUCUGCCUCAGGAGUUCCGAGCAUCCAGGAUCCUCAUGUUGGCCUCCAACGGACUGGGCUUCCUGGGGCCUCUCUCCAGCCUUGGUUCUGAUUGCUUCCAGCUGCAGGGGGUCAGCUGGGGACUGAAGAAGUGGCUACGAUUCCUCGCAGGGGUGCUGGUGGAGGUAGCCGCAGCCUCGACUCUUUUCCCUGUUUCUUGGGUGGCCUAUAGCACUGUCCAGGAUUUCUGGGAUGAACACAUCCCUGACAUUGUGCCUCGGUGGGAGUUUGGAGAAGCCCUCUUUCUGGGCUGGGUUGCAGGAGUUUUUCUAGCAGUUAGUGGACUACUCUUGAUCUGCUCGGCCUGGCUGGCAAAGGAUGAACCGCCUGCACCUCCUAAUGCCUGUCCACUAGCCCUUCCAACAGGGGGUCCAGCUGAGAUGUCGGAUAGGUUCUUCCACCCACCUCCAAGACACAGAGACCUGGUAAUCUAG
Messenger RNA from Phascolarctos cinereus (koala), 687 nucleotides. It is a transcript of the gene CLDN25, whose product is annotated as claudin 25. Gene Ontology annotation, cellular component: membrane; bicellular tight junction. Gene Ontology annotation, molecular function: structural molecule activity. The record is from RefSeq and is a predicted model, not a curated record. Lineage: Eukaryota; Metazoa; Chordata; Mammalia; Diprotodontia; Phascolarctidae.